This is a messenger RNA of Acanthosepion pharaonis, 1569 nucleotides long. The record is from the annotation of a GenBank genome assembly. Lineage: Eukaryota; Metazoa; Mollusca; Cephalopoda; Sepiida; Sepiidae.
AUGUCCGGAUACUUCCAAUACAAAAACACGUCGGAAGUACGCGUUUAUCGGGCCGGUCUCUACAAACGAUCGCCUUAUCGGACCUCGCCCUUAAUCGCCGUGGCCAUGUUUCUUGCACUUCUCGAUGUGGCGGCUACCGCACUACACCCAAGCGGAAAUCUAAAUGCUACUUCACUUCGACAAACCUGGUCACACGCUGGGCACGACUUCAAAAGCGACCGGCGACCCGAUGCCAUCAUUUCAGCCGACCCUGCCGUGUCAUCAUCGUCGUCGGCUGCAGAAUUACAUACCGACACCCACUCGGUCACGGAGAAACCUACUUCUAAUCAUUCGCCUUCGUUUUCAAAUACGUCGACACUUCGAAGACGGACCACGUGGGCAACAGCUGAAAGCCACCCGAAAACGCCGAUAAAGGGCGAAAACAACCAAACGAACGUCACGAAUGCCGAUCCGGAGCGAAUUACUGCGUCAACGGUUCAAAAGACAACGACAUUGUCGAGGGUAGCCGUAGAAUUCGGUGACCCCGAUUUGGAAGACAAGAAAAAUCCUCAACCGACGCCUGUGACCGCUUCACCCGUGGCGAUCGGCGACACAUCAGUAACUUUAUUAUCAAACCCGGGCGAGAAGACUGAUCCUCGCAAAAUACAGCAUCACUUAUACAGUGUCCGCAAACAUGUUCAGCAUUUUCCGACCAAACUUCAAAGACCAGAUCGCCGUCAUGGUGAAGAAGGUAAUAGCGGUUUCAAAGAGCAGGAAGAAUCAGCACAGAUCCGAUUGGAUCACCAUGAACUUCUCAUGCAGCAAGAAUUACAACAGCAGCAAAAGUUAAUUCAGGAUCAAGUAUGGCGACAUAGCCAUCUUGACUGGGUCAACCCACCUCAAGACGGUCAGUUUCAUUCUAUUGAUGAACAAAAUCAACAGACUGAGGAUCACAAAACGAGGGUUAAAUCAUUUCUGGAAAGUAAUGAAUCGAUUAUAACGAAAUUAAAAUUGGUAACUACUACGGCGGCGGUGUCUUCAAAUGCCUCAGCGCCAAACAAUGUAUCAUCCCCGCUGCUAUCUAUCUCACCCAAGUCUUUGUCUCCGGGCAAGGCAGAAUCAAGUAACGAGACGGUGAAAGUCGGGUCUACGUCUGGCCCGAUGCAACCACCUUCAGCCUCUGUUGUAGCCCUAUACAACUCAUCUGCACCGUCUUCGGAGGCGCCGUGGGUUAUUGUACCACCGGCUCCGUCUUUGACGGAUCCGGCCUGUAAUGUCUGCUCUUGUCCUCGCCAAGGUGGAAUUUACUUGCUCGACUGCACGCCGCAGCUGCGUGUGAAGGACGACUGCGGCUGUUGUACGGUUUGCUUGCGCGCCGUGCACCAGCCCUGUGGGGGAAUCUACCAGGGUUUUGGCAAAUGUGCAGCCGAUUUGGAGUGUGUUCCUUUGGACAGUGCCGGUUACCAGUCAACGCGAUACGAUCUGCAGGAAACUCACGGCGACUCCCAAGAUGCUAUGAAAGGGACAUGUCAACCGAAAGUACGCAUGCGCACAACAAUGAUUAAAGGCAGAUUCUUUCGCUUGACGUAG